AUGACAGCGCACCGCAAGGGGUCCUCCGCGCGCCCCUCCGCCACGCUCCGCGGAAGCGCGUGCGGCGGGGGAAGCCCCGCUGGGGCGUUCCUGAGUGCUGCGCCAGACAUGGCUCCUGGGGCUGGAGGCUCGCCUAGUAACAGAGGUUCCGCCAAUGGCGGCGGUAAUGGCAGAGGAAGCAGUAACGGAAAUGGGAAUGCGGCCGGUGGUGGUGGUAGUUCCGGCGCUGGUGGUGGUGGUCCUGGUGUUGGCAGUGGAUUGACUGGGUCUGGAACAACACCUGGGAAGGGGAGAUGGAACAUGUGUCAGCAGUUACCAGUGAUUCUACUAACGGCUACUAAUAUGAUCAUCAUUGGCAUGCUGUACAGCGAUAUCUCCCACCACCACUCAGAUGACUCCAUAUACCCAGACGAGCCGUCCUCCUUCUCCCUCUCCUCCCACUCCCACUCACACGUGCGCCACCUGCACCGGCGGCACCGAUUGCAACAAGGCGCACUAGACUUGCAAGACAGUGGCUUGUUGCUUGAUGAGCGUGGUGGAGCAAGGGAUGCCAGCGGAGACCGUUUGAAGAGGCUGGGGAUUGGUGAUGCUGACGUGGAGGGGCAAAAGGCGUUGGAUCGGGAUCGGGAUCGAUCGGGCGGCUGGGAUGAUGAGGAGGAGAAGGGUGUUGGAGGAGAAGAGGAAGAGGUGGAAGGGGAGAGAGCAGCAGAGAUAGACGAGGAGAGGCAAGGGGGGGAAAUGAGGGAUGUGGGAGGGGAUAGGGAGUUGGAUGGCGAAAGGGAGAUCGGGGAGGCAAAGGAACGAGAUGAUGAAGGGGAGAGAGGUUGGGAGGCAGGAGGAGAGAGAAGAGGGGACAGGGAAGCAAUUGAAAGGAGUAUGGAACCGAAAAUAGAAAAUGAGAGGGAUAGAAGUGAGAGGAUAUGGGAGCAGGGAAAAGGUGAGGGCUUGAGGAUGGGAAGAGGGGUUGGGGAAGGGAGUAAGGGAGGAGAGGAGGGGUUGAUUGCAGAAGGGAGGAGACCUGGGGAGGAGAGGAGGAGCGGGGAGGAGGAGAGGAGGAGUGGAAAGGUGGGCCCUUUGCAAGGGGGCUUCGUUGAAGGGGGUGGGGGAGAUGCUGAGGGGAGACAGGUGCUAGCGGUUGGUGGGAGCAUGCAAGGGAAUGCAGUGAGGGAGGGGGGUAGCGUCAGUGGUGGAAUUAGACAACUCGUAGAGCGGCAGAGGGAGCAGCAGAAGCACCAGGAGGAGGAGGCGCAACAGAAGCAGCCGGGACUGGAGCAGCUGGGGGAGAAGCAGCCUGUUGGGGAGCAUCGGGUGCCAGAGCAACAGAAGGAGCAACAGAAGGAGCAACAGAAGGAGCAACAGAAGGAGCAACAGAAGGAGCAACAGAAGGAGCAACAGAAGGAGCAACAGAAGGAGCAACAGAAGGAGCAACAGAAGGAGCAACAGAAGGAGCAACAGAAGGAGCAACAGAAGGAGCAACAGAAGGAGCAACAGAAGGAGCAACAGAAGGAGCAACAGAAGGAGCAACAGAAGGAGCAACAGAAGGAGCAACAGAAGGAGCAACAGAAGGAGCAACAGAAGGAGCAACAGAAGGAGCAACAGAAGGAGCAACAGAAGGAGCAACAGAAGGAGCAGCAGAAGGAGCAGCAGAAACGGGAGCAAGGCAGGGAGAGAAAUAGCAGAGCAGGAUCAGAAGGAAUGGAAGGACGUGUGCAGAAUGGGUCAGAUAGGGGGUCUUCCUCUUUCCCACUGCUCUCAAGUCCCUCUCUCCCUUCACCUUCCCUUUCUUCUCCCACGCUCUCUCCUGCUCCUCCUCCUGCUCCCCUGCUCCAAACCCCUCUUCCAUCCCUCACCUCUGUUACUACGAAACCCGCUUCUUCCCGCACCAUCCCCUCUCCUUCCCAAGCCUCCGCGCUGCCUCCUCCUUCCCCAUCCCUCUCCUCCCCCGGUUCGCGCCUCACUUCCCCAUCCUCGCACUCGCCCCGUCCUGCUUCCUCCCACGUUCCCUCUUUGUCUCUCUCUCCUUCUAUUUCUGUCCCGUCACCUUCGUUGAUAACGCAAUCCGGAAAAGCUCUUUUUCCCCCUUCCCUUUCCACCAACAAGAGGGGUCAAGGAGGGAUCCAAGAGCAGCACCAACAGCAGCAGCCGAAACUGCAGCAGAAGAAGCAGCGCGAGCAGCAGCAGCAAGGGAGCAGCAGGGGAGGAGGAGUUUCAACUGAGCCUGCAUGGAGUACAAGUGGCUUUGUGCUAUUCAGCGGUUACCGUGCAUCCAUGGACUCAUUCGUGGCCAUUGGCUUGCACCAUGUGGGCAACAGCAGCAGCACCGCCAUGCUCCAAGCCCAGUCGUGCGAGUGGGUGGAAAAGAAUGGAGACCGGCAUGUGGGUCAAGUCACGGUAAAGCAUCCCUCACAUGCCCACCUACCGAAACACCUGCAAUCUGCCACCACCACCACCACCACUACCACUGCUGCUGCUGCCGCUGCCACUGCCGCUGCCAAGCUCCCAGCAGCAGGAGGAGCAAAGGGAGCAGCAGCACGAGCAGCAGGCGGCGGCAGCAGCGGCGGCAGUGGGGGCAGAGCGACUAGUGGGGUGGUGGGAGCAGAGACGGUGGUGCUGGUGUGUUUGCUGGACGAGGAGGCGAGUCUGCGCACGGGUGGGCAACUGCGCAUGGAGGUGAAUGGAGAGGACGUACUUGUGUAUGAGGAGGAGGGCAACCACGGCUUCCACCACAGCUUUGGCGACGAGGAGACGCUGAUGUACAACCUCAUGUACUGCAGCACGCCCAUCCAUGUGGCCGUGCAUGCUGUCAGAUUCGCACAGUGGCUCAACUUCCACCGCACCGUGCACCACGUGGACUAUUUCCAGCUGUACGAUGCGGGUGGCGUGGAGGAGCGGCUGCUGCAGCAGCUGGCGCCCGCCAUAGAGGCGCGCGCAGCGGCUGUCAUGGACAUGCGCGCCGUGGCAGGGCGCGAUGGCACGGCUCAUGGGCAGCUACUGGCCUUCCAUGACUGUCUCUACUUUGCGCGCACGGCAGCGCGCUGGGCGCUCUUCCUGCACCCAGACGAGUACCUGCUGGUGCAGCACCCCCCGCACUCCAUUGCCCACGUGCUAGCACUGCACCAGCAAUCCUCGCACGUCACCUUUGGAGCUUUCCGCUUCCUCACAGACACAUGCCCCCGCACCUCCCCCACCAACCCUCUCGCCCCGCCCACUCACCGCCAAAAGCAGCAGCAGCGGCAGGGGAAGGGGCAGCGGCAUGGGCAGGGACAGCAUGUGCCUGGAGGGUGUGGGGCAGCGCAAGUUUGUCGUGGACCCGAGGCGAACCCACAUGCUGGCUGUGCACAAGGUGCUGGAGCCGCGGGCAGGGGAGGUGAACCUGCCCGCCACAGCAGUGCACAUCAGCCACUUCCCCAGCCUCACCUCCCGCCACCUGCGCCCCUGUGGCAAGACCCUCUCGCCGGAGGAGGUUUCCGCACGGCGCCUGGUGCUCGAUAG
Molecule: messenger RNA, 3492 nt
Organism: Closterium sp. Yama58-4
Lineage: Eukaryota; Viridiplantae; Streptophyta; Zygnematophyceae; Desmidiales; Closteriaceae
Source: the annotation of a GenBank genome assembly